AUGGUCCGCCUGAGAGAGAUCCCGCGGACCGGGGCCUUUGCCUGGUCGCCCGGUUCUGACGCCCUCGUCGUCACCGGCACCCGCUCCGGCGCAGUCGACGCCGACUUCUCCGACGAGACCAAGCUCGAGCUGUGGGACCUCAACCUCGAUUCCCAAGAACAGGGGCUCGAGCUCCAGCCGAUAGCUACCAUCAGCACAGAGUCCAGAUUCUACGAUAUAGCAUGGGGUGCCCCAAGUGACGAGCACCCAUUGGGUGUUGUUGCCGGCGCAAUGGAGGAUGGAUCCCUGCAGCUGUGGGAUGCCCAGAAGCUCAAGGACAGCGAAGAUGCCCUGAUUUCACGCACGACAAAGCACACCGGCCCUGUCAAGUCACUCCAAUUCAACCCCCUGAGACCACACGUUCUCGCCACGGCUGGCUCAAAGGGCGAACUCUUCAUCUGGGACGUUAACGACACCUCGACCGCUUUCCGUCUUGGCACCGCCGCCGCCCAGGAUAUCGAGUGCGUGGCAUGGAACAGGAAGGUUUCCAACAUUUUGGCGGCCGGAAGUGCCGGGGGAUUUGUCUCAGUCUGGGAUCUCAAGACGAAGAAGCUGUCCUUGACCUUGACACCCAGAGACCGCAAGCCCGUCAGUGCGAUCGCUUGGGACCCGAACAACUCGACGAGCCUCCUUACCGCAACGUCCGAUGACACUAGCCCAGUUAUUUCUCUCUGGAAUCUGAGAAACUCGCAGGUUCCCGAGAAGACCCUUCAGGGCCACGAUCAGGGCAUUCUGUCUCUGUCUUGGUGCCAACAGGAUCCAGGCCUGUUGAUUUCUUGCGGCAAGGACAACCGAUCACUCGUGUGGAACCCGCAGACCGGAGAGCGGUAUGGCGAGUUCCCCGAGGCCACCAACUGGGCUUUCUCGACACGUUUCAACCCUGUCAACCCCAACUUGUCCGCCAUUGCGUCUUUUGAUGGCAAGAUCACCAUCCACACUCUGCAAAACACCAACCCUUCUACGGCGCCAGUGCCCCAAAACAGCUUGGACGAUGAUGACUUCUUCUCCAAGGCCCCGACCCAGCUUCAGACCACCUCUUUCUCUCUCCCUAGGGCUCCCAACUGGUUUGAGCGCCCUGUCAGCGUAUCCUUUGGCUACGGUGGUAAGCUUGUCAUUCUCCGCAAGAACGAUACGCCCGCUGGUCAGCCCAGGUCUUCCAAGAUCCAGAUUGUUGGGUUCUCUGUAGACUCAGACAUUGGAUCUGCCACCGAGAAGUUUGAGGAGGCCUUUAAGAGUGGCGAUCUCGCUGGCAUCUGUGAGUCGCAGAUUGAGUCUGCCAAGACGGAGGAGGAGAAGGCCGAAUGGCAGGUGUUGAAGACCCUGAGCGCCUCAGAUGGCCGUACCAAGAUUGUAGAGUAUCUUGGCUACUCCAAGGAAGAAGAGGAGGAGUCCAACGGGGCUGAAGAAUCCGAGACUGCCGAGACCACCGAGACCAAGGAGGAAACAGAAGAGACCGGCUUGGCUCCUCCCCAAGCCAAUGGCGACGGCAAGAGGAAGCACAAGCGUGUGACGAGCAUGUGGGGUGAUGUAGAUGAUGGCGAGGACUUCUUGUCCGAUUUGCCUGCCACCAAGGGCGCCAGAACCGACAACCCGUUCCACCUCCUGAGCGAGGGCAACACCCACCUCGAGGACAAGAUUACCAAGGCCAUUAUCCUGGGCAAGUUCGAAAAGGCCGUCAACAUCUGCUUGAAGGAGAACAGGAUCGCCGAUGCCUUCAUUCUUGCUAACUGCGGUGGAAAGGAUCUCGUCGACAAGGUCCAAACCGCUUACCUCGCGCAGAAGAAGGGUGCCCCCAGCUAUCUCCGCGUGAUCAACUCGAUCAUUGGAAAGAACCUUUGGGAUGUCGUCUACAAUGCCGACCUCGCCAACUGGAAGGAGACUAUGGUUACUCUCUGCACCUUUGCUGAUCCCUCCGAAUUCCCUGAUCUCUGCGAAGCACUUGGAGAUCGCAUCUACGAGUCCGGGUCGCGAAACGAUGCUUCUUUCUGCUACCUUGUCGGCUCCAAGCUGGAGAAGGUGGUGGACAUCUGGAUCGCUCAGCUCAAGGAGGCCGAGGAGGCUGGACUGAAGGAGUCCACUAAUGAUUCGACUUUCUCGGUCCACGCCAGAUCGCUGCAGCAGUUUAUCGAGAAGGUUACCAUGUUCCGUGCGGUGACCAAGUUCACCGAUGAGGAGAAGAACCUCACCGGCGGCUGGAAGCUCGAGGCUCUGUACAACAAGUAUACAGAGUAUGCUGAUAUUGCCGCUGCCCAUGGCCAGCUGGCGAUCGCUCAAAAGUACCUCGACCUCCUCCCCAACGAGUUCCCUGCUGCCGAGGUUGCGAGAAACCGUGUCAAGCUUGCCACUCAGAAGGCUGCUCCCCAGCCUGCUGCCGCUGCUACUCGGGCUCCUGCCUCUCGCGCGGCUUCUCGCGCCCCUGCGCCUCUGGGUUAUCAACAGGCCGCCCCUGUUGCCCCUGUUGCCGCCACACCCGCCAAUCCAUAUGCUCCUCCUGUUCAGGCUCAGCAGCGCGCUCCCGUUCAGAACCCAUAUGGGUCUCAGUACGCCCCUCCAGGUGUCUCCCCAUACGCUCCUCAAGGUCAGGGAUACGCGCCUUCUCCUCCUGUAGGCGGUGGGUAUGCACCUCCCGUUCAGUCUUUCACCUCGGCUGGCCCCCCACCUAGAAAUACUGGGCCCCCGCCCCAGAUCAAGAAGGACGUUGGUGCUUGGAAUGAUCUCCCAGAGUCUAUGGCGGCGAAGAAGCCUCCUCCUCGGAGGUCUACCCCAAGUGUCGCCCCGGUCACCUCGCCUUAUGGUGGCCCCGCGGGUUUGACCAGCCCUCCCCCCGUUGGCCCCUAUCAGCGAGGAGCACCAACACCACCACCUCCUCCUCCCAAGGGCCCUGCACCCCCUCGCAACACGGCUUCUCCUUUGACUGGGCCCCCGCAGGUUGGCCAACAGCUGCCGUACAGACCCGGGUCGGCCUCUUCCCAUGCUUCCACCAACCCGUACGCGCCUCCACAACCCCAGGUGGCACCUCCGCUGCCAUCACCCAUGGCUGUUCCCCGGACAGCAUCGCCAUACAACCCCCCUCCCGCUGGUGCCCCUGCCCCGAGCAGAUACGCCCCGGCACCAGCGCCGCAAACCUAUAGCCAGCCCCUGACGUCCACCCCACUUGCUCCUCCCCCGUCCAACCCGUACGCCCCUGCGCCCGUUGCACACCAGUCGGCACCACCCGUCGGCCAGUACGCACCUCCUCCUCCCCAGGGCGGCCGGCCACCAGUGGGGCCUCCACCCAGCGCCGGUCCUCCCCGUGCUCCCGUAGGACCCCCACCAGCUGGCGGACCGCCCCGUGCUUCCCCUGCCCCGGCUGCGGCUGCCCCUCCACCGCCAGCGGUGGCCAAGCCCAGACAUCCCGCCGGUGACCGGUCUCACAUCCCUCCCAGCGCUCAGCAGCUGGUGGAAAUCUUUAGCCAGGACAUGCAGAGAGUAGCAGCCAAGGCUCCCGCUUCGUUCGCGCCGCAGGUCAAGGACACGCAGAAGCGUCUGGGUCUUCUCUUUGACCAUCUCAACAAUGAGGAGCUCGUCCAGCCAGACACGAUUGCGCAGCUGGCUCAGUUGGCGGAUGCUCUUGCCAGCAAGAACUACGACGUCGCGAGCAAGAUCCAGGUGGACAUUCAAAGGGAGAAGACUGAGCAGUGCGGACAGUGGAUGGUUGGUGUGAAGCGGUUGAUCAGCAUGAGCAAGGCGACUCCUUGA
This is a messenger RNA of Podospora bellae-mahoneyi, 3777 nucleotides long. It is a transcript of the gene SEC31, whose product is annotated as protein transport protein S31. The record is from RefSeq and is a predicted model, not a curated record. NCBI's taxonomy places the organism in Eukaryota, Fungi, Ascomycota, Sordariomycetes, Sordariales, Podosporaceae. Gene Ontology annotation, biological process: COPII-coated vesicle cargo loading; intracellular protein transport; endoplasmic reticulum organization. Bases 1 to 3777 code for a protein of 1258 amino acids. Gene Ontology annotation, cellular component: endoplasmic reticulum exit site; COPII vesicle coat. The transcript is spliced from 3 exons. Gene Ontology annotation, molecular function: protein binding; structural molecule activity.